CUGAUACCAAGUAACUUUUUAAGAAAAAUUUAUUAAAUAUUUCGUGGCGUCAUGUCUAUGUCCACAAGCACCUACAACCGACAGAACUGGGAAGACGCCGAAUUCUGUUAAUGGACAUCGGACUCAACAAAUUCAAAACAAAUCGCUCGCGUUAAAACGUUUCUCACAGUCCUCACCAUCGACCAUCGUUAGCCACCUGCACAAUGGGCGAGUUCUUCAAGUCGCUGAACUUCAGCUACUUUAACACCAGCGACGGCAACACAGCUGCCAACGGGGCUGCAGGAGGAGCUGCAGCAGCCACAAACAGUGGCAGACUGGACAACGAAUACGUCGGCCAGCUCGUCGAAAUUGGGGGCCACAAGCUGCGCAUCAAGUGCGUCAUAGCCGAAGGCGGCUACGCGUUCGUGUAUGUCGCACAAGAUGUGCAAACUGGCACCGAAUACGCCCUCAAGCGCUUGAUUGGGGCCGACCAGCAGGCCUGCACUGCCAUCGCCAGCGAAAUUGACGUCCACAAGCAGCUCUCGGGCAAUGCGAACAUUGUGGCCUUCGUCGGAUCCAGCUACGUAGCCCCGGCACCACAGCAGCCCCAGCAAGGCGUUCAGUAUCUGCUGCUGACGGAACUCUGCAAGGGCGGCUCUCUGGUGGACUGUUUUAAGGUGGACAAUGGGGCCAUUGACCCGCCAGUCGUGCUGCGAAUUUUCUAUCAAAUGGCACGGGCCGUUGCAUACAUGCACGCACAGGAGCCGCCCAUUGCCCACCGGGACAUAAAGAUCGAAAACUUCCUGAUCGGUAACGACAAGCAGAUCAAGCUGUGCGAUUUUGGCUCUGCAACCAGAGAAAUACUCUCCCCCACAUUCGAAUGGAGUGCUCACCAGCGUAACAUGCUGGAGGACCAGCUGAACACUGUGACGACGCCGAUGUACCGCGCACCCGAAAUGCUGGACACCUGGUCGAACAAUCCGAUAGGCACCAAGGCAGAUGUCUGGGCCCUGGGAUGCAUUCUCUACUUCCUGUGCUAUCGAAGACACCCGUACGAGGAUGGGGGCAAACUGCGCAUCAUUAAUGCAAACUACAUACUGCCGCCCGAGCCACGAUAUCAGUGCUUCCGUGAUAUCAUCAAAGGCUGCUUCAAAGUCAAUCCCGUUGAGCGUCUGGACAUCUCCAUGGUACUCGAGCGUCUGGCGGCCAUAGCGGAGACAAACAACUGGUCCCUGAAAGGGCCCCUAGACCUGCGGGGGAUCCCAAUCACGUCAUCGCCGUCCGAAAGUCCGGCACGAAGUACACCCACACAAUCAGAAUUUUAUUCCGUUGCACCGCCUGCCGCUGCAGCGCAAGUUGCGCCCGUCGCAGCCGCGACUGCUUCAAUCAAUGGACAAGGAAGUUUGCUGUCAUCGCUUCGCGGAGGAGCUGGAACGCUGUUCAAGAACCUAAAAGACACCUCCACUAAGGUCAUGCAGACAAUGCAGCAGUCCAUAGCACGUAAUGAUCUCGAUAUCAGCCACAUUACAUCGAGGAUUCUGGUCAUGCCCUGCCCAUCGGAUGGCUUCGAGUCGGCCUACAAGACGAACAACAUCGAAGACGUCCGCCUAUCCCUUGAGAGUCGCUUCGCCCCUCAGAAGAUUAGUAUUUACAACUUUGGACAGCGCACUGUUCCGAGACUCCCACCCCCUGUGCGAACGGUGGAAGCAGGCUCCGUAUAUGGUUGCCCCCAGGCACAUGCUCCCAACCUGCAGGGUCUGUUUACUGUGUCCGCGGACAUUUACAACUUCCUCAACGCAGAUCCAAAGUCGGUUGUGGUCGUGCAAACUGGCGACUCGGGAGGAUGCACAGCUGCCACCGUGAUCUGUGCACUGCUCAUGUAUGCGGACCUUCUUCACGAGCCAGAGGACGCUGUGCAGGUGUUUGCGGUCAAGCGACACACCAUCAAUCUGCGUCCUUCGGAAUUUCGUUUUCUGUAUUACUUUGGCGACAUCCUACGCCCGACUCCACUUCUGCCUCACUACAAGAACACCAAUCUGGUGGCGCUCACCUGCCAGCCCGUUCCACGAAUGACCAAGGCACGGGACGGCUGCCGAAUCUACAUGGAGAUCUACUGCAACGAGAAGAUGAUGCUCAGCACCCUGCAGGACUACGACAAGAUGCGUCUGCACCUGGCCGGCCCUGGAAAAAUUGUGCUGCCCAUUAAUCUGACCGUAUGCGGCGAAGUGACAAUAGUAUUAUACCACGCUCGGAAUGCACUAAAGGGGAUGGUGCGGCCCCAAGGCCUGAAGAUCUGUCAGUUUCAAAUCCACACGGGCUUCAUUCCCGAGCCGGAGACCUUGAUAACGUUCAGGAGUCACGACCUUGACGACUUGCCAGAUCCUGAGCAGGUGACGCCGAACUUUUGCGUCUCGCUAUCGCUGGCUGUGACAGAGUCGGAGAGCCCGCCCAGCCACAAGCCCCCAUGGAUACCAGCCAAGCCAAAACGAUCGGCGCACACCUUGUUCAGUUCAGACCUGGAAUAUGCCGAGAUGCUGGACAAUUUCGUGACAAAGCCAACCACGCGUCCGUUGCCGCCACCGGCGAGGAAACCAGAGCGGUCCAGCUCUCCGCUUGUAUUGCCCGACGUCACCGAAAUAGCUCAUGAUACUCCCGCUGCUGUGCCGGAGCCCUCGCCGCCCAUCGAUUUGCUUAAUCUAAACCAGCAGCCGAGUGACGCACCAGCAGCAGAUCCCCUAGCAAGCGCCAUGCCCAGCACUGAUGCCAGCUUUGACCUGCUGGGGGCCUUCGGCGAUGAUGACUCUACUGGCAUUGGGUCGACUUCAGUCCCAGACAUCCUUCCUCCACCGCCGCAGGCACAACUGCCAAAAAUCAACGCUGACCUGUUCGACAUCUUCGGCGCAGCAGACCAAAACAGUACUCCUAGCCUAAAGCCCUCGACUAGUGCAGGACUUCCACCCUUUGUGGGAUCUGUUCCGACUUUUACAAGCCAACCAGCUCCUGCCAGAAAAAAUCCGUCGCCCACACAGUCCCAAAAGCCUUCAGACCCCUUUGCGGAUAUUGCUAACCUAGCUUCAGGUCUCAACAUAAACUUCAAUCCGCGUACACUAAGUGGACAAUCGCCGGUGGGCAGCAGUCCCCAGCCGACGCAGUUCUCGAGCCCCACGCACAAGCCUUUGGCCCAAUCCCAGCAGCAAGCCCAGCCCCAGACCCAGCCGCAACCGCAACCAGCAUUUGUGAAGACGCCGCCACAGCCACAGCCAACGUUUGUAAAGACUCCUCCGCCACAGCAGACCACACCUGCUCAAGGACGUGCGGACUAUAGUCGCGCACACUUCGAUUCAUCAAAAGGACCGCAGCAGGCGACAGGUGGAGGGGUUAAGGGCUCUGAUAUUUUUGCAGACAUCCUGGGUCAGCAGGGAUACUCGUUUGGCAGCAAAAUGAGUCACGGUCCACGGUCCAUCAAUGAAAUGCGCAAAGAAGAGCUCGUCAAGGACAUGGACCCCAAGAAAGUUCGCAUAAUGGAAUGGACUGAUGGUAAAAAGAACAACAUUCGAGCUCUUCUCAGCUCCAUGCAUUCGGUGCUGUGGGAGAACGCCAAAUGGCAGCGGUGUGAAAUGUCUACCAUGGUGACACCUGCCGAGGUGAAGAAGGCCUAUCGUCGUGCUUGUUUGGCCGUGCAUCCUGACAAGCAUAAUGGCACAGAGAACGAGGAGAUUGCCAAGCUCAUUUUUAUGGAACUGAACAAUGCGUGGACAGAUUUUGAAAACGAUGCCACGCAGCAGAAUAUGUUCAAUGCGUAAAACGCGUCCCAAAUCUAUAGAUAUGCCGAUCUUUUUAGCUUAGUUCUAAUUAUGCUACCAAUAGCUGAAAAUAGUGUAAAGCCAUUUUAGAGUGUAAGCCUAAGUAUGUGAA
This is a messenger RNA of Drosophila pseudoobscura, 3894 nucleotides long. It is a transcript of the gene aux, whose product is annotated as cyclin-G-associated kinase. Gene Ontology annotation, molecular function: ATP binding; AP-2 adaptor complex binding; protein serine/threonine kinase activity. The transcript is spliced from 9 exons. Lineage: Eukaryota; Metazoa; Arthropoda; Insecta; Diptera; Drosophilidae. Gene Ontology annotation, cellular component: cytoplasm. The record is from RefSeq and is a predicted model, not a curated record. Gene Ontology annotation, biological process: positive regulation of Notch signaling pathway; regulation of clathrin-dependent endocytosis; protein phosphorylation. Bases 204 to 3782 code for a protein of 1192 amino acids.